GUGGGAAGCACCCACUUGCGCUGUUUUUUCCGGGAGGCGGGGCUGCAGCUACGUUGGGUGGAGCCUGUGAGGAGUGGCAGACGCUCCGCCUCCGCGGGUAUUGCUAGUUUCUUUUUUGAUCGUGGGGCCCAAGUCCAGUCUCUGUUACCUGGGGAAUAUCGGUCCGCACUUGUGAAGGAGUUUAGCCUUUCUGCUGUGUUGGUUCUUGGAACACGAGCAUAGUCGAUGGUACUAAGCUGAUGUUCAUAAAUAGGGUUGUUGUCAAGAUGGAGUGCCUAACCCAGUAAUCCAAGGAUCAGGCCCUGAGUCCACAAAGCAUGAUCUCCUUCUGUCCACUCUGUGGCAAAAGUGUCAAAGUAUCAUUCAAGUUCUGCCCUUACUGUGGCGAGGCCCUGCCUGUAGAGGAGGAUGGAGGCACCCAGACUGGCAUUACGCCUCUCGUGUCACCCUUUCGAGGCUCCAAGAGAGACCUGAACUCCAGUUCUGAAACCUCCCCCAAGAAAGUGAAGUGGUCACGCACUGUCACUUCUCUCCCGCUCUCCCUCCACUCUGACUAUGACAGUUCUGGAUCUGAUGACACCUUGAGUUCUCCUGACAGAGCCACAGGCACCCGGAGCAGAUCCCAGACCCCUAAAGGCAGCCCACUUGCCAACAGGCUGAGCCCUCGGACACUGAAGCGGAGCCGGGUGACCACCUCACUCCAGGCUCUGCCCACAGGGACAGAGCUGACAGACCAGAAUGGGAAGCACUGGACACUGGGGACCCUGCAGACCCGGGAUGACCAAGGCAUUCUCUAUGCAGCUGAGCCUACUUCUGCCAUCUCCAGUGACUCAAGGACCCAGAAGUGGAGAUUCUCCCUCAAACUGGACUCCAAAGACGGGCGCCUUUUCAAUGAGCAAAACUUCUUUCAGAGAGCAGCCAAGCCUCUGCAAGUGAACAAGUGGAAGAAGCGGUGCUCGGCCCCGCUCCUGGCCAUCCCCACCUGCAUCGGCUUUGGCGUUCACCAGGACAAGUACAGGUUCCUAGUGUUCCCCAGCCUGGGGAGGAGCCUUCAGUCAGCCCUGGACGACAACCCGAAGCAUGUGGUAUCCGAGAGAUGUAUGCUGCAGGUGGCCUGCAGGCUGCUGGAUGCUCUGGAGUAUCUCCAUGAACACGAGUAUGUUCACGGGAACCUGACCACUGAGAAUGUCUUUGUGAAUCCAGAGGACCUGAGCCAGGUGACCCUGGUGGGCUAUGGCUUCACCUACCGAUACUGCCCAGGUGGCAAGCACGUGGCCUAUAAAGAAGGCAGCAGGAGUCUACACGAUGGGGACCUGGAGUUCAUUAGCAUGGACGUGCACAAGGGAUGCGGGCCCUCCCGCCGCAGCGAUCUCCAGACCUUGGGCUACUGUAUGCUCAAGUGGCUUUAUGGGUCCCUGCCAUGGACAAACUGCCUUCCCAACACUGAAGAGAUAACUAAGCAGAAGCAGAAGUAUCAGGACAACCCUGAGCCCCUGGUGGGACUGUGUGGCCGCUGGAACAAGACCUCAGUAACAGGGUUACAACCACAUACACAAUUCUUGAGUUGUUUGGAGCUGGGAAUGGAUUCCAGGGCUGGUGCGUGCCAGAGUCUCCUACACCAACCUAGACUGGCUUCACACUUGCUGUGCUGGGAUCACAGGCAAGCACCAUGCCUACAUACACAUACUUUUUUUUUUUUUUAGCUUUUAUUUAUUUUUAUUUUGUAUGUGUAUGUGUGUGUCCCAGCAUGAGUAUGGAGGUAAGAAGACAACUUCAGUGGGGAUCUCCUUGUAGGUUUUCCUUGCAGGAAUCUGUUGGGAAGCAGUACAGGGUGAGAAGAGGAUGAGGGUUGGUGAUUGGCUGGCCGGUGAGCACUCUGGUGUUUACCAUUCUGCCGCCGCUCCACUGAUGCUUCCCACAUACAGCGGCGGAUGCAAGGACGUCACGUGGUGCUGGGCACAGGCUGCAAGCACCACCUCUUGGGCCUCACCUUUGCUUCUGGGUGUCUUGA
Rattus rattus (black rat) is the source of this 2011-nucleotide messenger RNA. RefSeq names its product VRK serine/threonine kinase 3 (gene Vrk3). Gene Ontology annotation, biological process: signal transduction; peptidyl-serine phosphorylation. The coding region runs from base 318 to 1703 and encodes 461 amino acids. The transcript has 15 exons. NCBI's taxonomy places the organism in Eukaryota, Metazoa, Chordata, Mammalia, Rodentia, Muridae. The record is from RefSeq and is a predicted model, not a curated record. Gene Ontology annotation, cellular component: nucleus; cytoplasm. Gene Ontology annotation, molecular function: ATP binding; protein serine/threonine kinase activity.